This is a messenger RNA of Penicillium macrosclerotiorum, 1854 nucleotides long. Its product is annotated as methylenetetrahydrofolate reductase (NAD(P)H) MET13. Gene Ontology annotation, biological process: tetrahydrofolate interconversion. NCBI's taxonomy places the organism in Eukaryota, Fungi, Ascomycota, Eurotiomycetes, Eurotiales, Aspergillaceae. Bases 1 to 1854 code for a protein of 617 amino acids. Gene Ontology annotation, cellular component: cytosol. The transcript has 3 exons. The record is from RefSeq and is a predicted model, not a curated record. Gene Ontology annotation, molecular function: methylenetetrahydrofolate reductase [NAD(P)H] activity; FAD binding.
AUGCAUAUUCGAGAGAAGCUUGCGCAGAAGGAGGCUGCGGGGGAGCCGGGAAUCUCUUUUGAGUUCUUUCCACCCAAGACUGCUCAGGGUGUACAGAACCUUUAUGAUCGAAUGGACCGUAUGCAUGGACUGGGCCCCUCAUUCAUCGACAUCACAUGGGGUGCGGGUGGUCGCCUCUCCGACCUGACCUGCGAGAUGGUCGGAGUUGCUCAGUCCGUGUAUGGUCUGGAGACUUGCAUGCACCUCACCUGUACCGAUAUGCCCCGGGAGAAAGUGGACCAGGCUCUCCAGGCCGCAUACAAGGCCGGCUGCACCAACAUCCUGGCCCUACGAGGAGAUCCACCUCGAGACAAGGAAGCAUGGGAAGCUACCGAGAACGGCUUCCGUUAUGCCAAGGAUCUUGUGAAAUAUAUUCGCGAAAAAUACGGCAACCACUUCGAUAUCGGCGUGGGAGGUUACCCGGAGGGUGCCGAUGACAACCCGGAUGUGGAUCAGCUGAUCGACCAUUUGAAGGAGAAGGUUGACGCAGGAAGCUCUUUCGUCAUCACUCAGAUGUUCUAUGAUGUGGAAAACUUCAUUGAAUGGGUCAAGAAGUGCCGCGCCAAGGGAAUCACAAUCCCAAUCAUUCCGGGUAUCAUGCCGAUUCAGACAUACGCUGCAUUCAUUCGCCGAUCCAACUGGACCAAGAUCCGCGUGCCACCUCAGUGGAUGGAAGCUCUGGAGCCCGUCAAGAAUGAUGAUGCUGCCGUCAGAGAUAUCGGCAAGCACCUGAUUGCCGAGAUGUGUCGCAAGCUUCUGAGCUCCGGUAUUAACCACCUGCAUUUCUAUACGAUGAAUCUGGCGCAGGCGACGAGGCUAGUUCUUGAAGAGCUUGGGCUAACGCCUUCUGAUGAAUCCCCUAUUCAGCGAGCUCUGCCUUGGCGGCCAUCGCUUGCUUUGGGACGACGAGGCGAGGAUGUACGUCCCGUCUUCUGGAGAAACCGAAAAUCUUCCUAUAUCGCCCGUACCCAAACAUGGGAUGAAUACCCCAACGGUCGAUGGACUGACUCUCGUUCGCCUGCUUUCGGUGAACUUGAUCAAUACGGUAUUGGGCUCAAAGGAACCAACGAACAGAACAUCAAGCUCUGGGGCGAGCCCAGAUCGCUCAAAGAUCUUUCCGAUAUUUUCCUUCGGUUUUUGCAGGGUAAAUUGGAUCGAUUGCCUUGGAGCGACAGCCCAAUCACCGCCGAGGCAAACGAUAUUCAGGAUCUUCUGAUCAAUUUGAAUCAGAGAGGAUUCUUCACUAUCAAUUCACAGCCUGCUGUGAAUGGUGUGAAGUCUUCUCAUCCGGUUUACGGAUGGGGCCCUAAGAAUGGCUUCGUUUACCAGAAGGCCUAUUUGGAACUCUUGGUCCCGCCUUAUCUGAUUGAUGAGCUUAUCGCACGGAUCGAGAAGAACGACGACCUGACGUAUCACGCUAUCCGCAAAGGAGGUGAGCUGCGGACUAACACCCGUGAUAGCCCAAACGCCUUGACUUGGGGUAUCUUUGCUGGUCGAGAGAUCAUUCAACCGACCAUUGUCGAAACAGUCAGCUUCCUUGCCUGGAAGGACGAGGCGUACCGGCUUGGUGAUGAUUGGUCCAAGUGUCACGAGGCCGGUAGUCCUAGUCGGAAGCUAAUCCAACAGGUUAUGGAUGAGUGGUAUCUGGUGAACAUCGUUGAUAACGAUUUCCACCGAUCCAAUGCUGUCUUCGAGCUCUUCAAGGAUAUCGAAAUCAAGGAUUUCGAGGUCGAGCUACCCGGAAAGCCUGAGACCAACGGUUCAUCCGCGCAGAACGGUGCCGCAGAACAAAACGGAGCGUCUGCGAAAAACUAA